AUGCCAAGUCGGUGGCGCGUCCUGCUGCAAGUUCUCGUGGCACGGCCUGUCAUGACAUUCAACAGUUCGAAGAUCACGCUUCGGGGAAGUGACAGUCCAGUCAACGGCUUCGAGAAGUUGGACAAGUACGCACACUGCGACGGCAAAGUUGAUCCCUACAUGGUCUACCAGAGGAAUCUCGGCCUCAGUCCAGAAAGGGUGCUCAGCGCUGGUCGAGAAGCAGGCCUACUUCAGCAGGAGGCAGUUGCAAUAUUCGGAUGGACUCUGGGCGACUUCGAGUUUUUAAACAAAAUUGCAUGGGGCGCCCAGAAUGUGACGUUCGGUGUCGAGCCCUUUGGCUUUCCGCACUGCACAUUGACAAAGGCAGACGUGUUGCCGUACAUCGAAGUUCUUGUCAGUGGUUUGCAAAGAUUGCCCGCAGCCCAGCCAGCAGUGUUGUGGCGGGGAAGUAAAAGAUCCGCAAAACGUUUGGGUAAAGUCAUUGCAGGUGGUUUCGACAGCACGUCGCGGAGUUUUGACGCGGCCUUCAACUUUGUCAAGGGCAGCGGGGGUUCUCUUUGGGCGAUUGAAAGCCACACAGCAGGCAAGGACAUCUCCAACUUCAGCGACAAGCCUGCUGAAGGGGAGGUUCUGUUUCCCGCAGGCAGUCGCCUCGAAGUCGUGGAUUGUUCACCGGUGGUUAUCACGGAUGCAAUUCGGCGGAAAGUGAAAGAGGCCGAGACGCCAUCACAGAAGAUUGAUAUCAUUUGUUUGAAGGGUGCACCGUCUAUUAUCGUGGAUUCUUAUUUUGUUUUAGUCUAG
Messenger RNA from Prorocentrum cordatum, 801 nucleotides. The record is from the annotation of a GenBank genome assembly. Lineage: Eukaryota; Dinophyceae; Prorocentrales; Prorocentraceae.